Messenger RNA from Cyprinus carpio (common carp), 1205 nucleotides. RefSeq names its product peroxiredoxin-6 (gene prdx6). Gene Ontology annotation, biological process: cellular oxidant detoxification; cell redox homeostasis. The record is from RefSeq and is a predicted model, not a curated record. Gene Ontology annotation, molecular function: peroxiredoxin activity. Gene Ontology annotation, cellular component: mitochondrion; cytosol. NCBI's taxonomy places the organism in Eukaryota, Metazoa, Chordata, Actinopteri, Cypriniformes, Cyprinidae.
CUGUCUUCCUGACACAUAUAAACCUCCAUUCCUUGAUCACACGUGCAGACUGUAACACAAGUCAGUCUAAAGUAAAACAGUCAUGCCUGGAAUUCUGUUGGGAGACGUGUUGCCUAACUUUGAAGCGGAGACUACAAUCGGGAAGAUAAAAUUUCAUGAAUUCUUGGGAAAUUCAUGGGGUAUCUUGUUCUCACACCCACGUGACUUCACUCCGGUGUGUACGACUGAGCUAGCCCGUGCUGCCAAGCUUCACGAGGAGUUUAAGAAACGUGACGUGAAGAUGAUCGCACUGUCCAUUGACAGCGUGGAGGACCACCGCAAAUGGAGUGAGGACAUCAUGUCGUUUAACCAAGACAAAGCCUGCUGUGCCAUGCCUUUCCCCAUCAUAGCAGAUGACAAGAGGGAGUUAUCAGUCUUACUGGGGAUGCUGGACCCUGAUGAGAGGGAUAAAGAUGGGAUGCCCCUCACUGCCCGCUGUGUGUUUGUCGUUGGCCCAGAUAAGAGGCUGAAGCUGUCCAUUCUCUAUCCAGCCACAACAGGGCGCAAUUUUGAUGAGAUUCUCCGUGUCAUAGACUCUCUGCAGCUGACUGCAACAAAGAAGGUGGCCACACCUGUGGACUGGAAGGUUACCAGCAGGAAGCGCUCUCCUCAACUUUGGCCCUGGGCUCUGACGAGCAGGUGAGAGCUGUAGAGACGAGAGUGCAGAGACUAGUGCGGGGUUUGGGUUACCACAACUAUUCAGCCGACGUUACUGCAGCUCGUAUAGCAGGGUGAAGGUCAUGGAAGCUAUGCGGCUGGACAGCGAGGGCCAGAUGCUCUUUUACUUCAGAGUAGAGGACAGAUUUCCUCUUUCUUUCUCCCUCCCUCCCCAAGAAUGUCAUGAAAACAGACAGGGAUUCCCCUUGUUGUCUGUGAAGGACGGUAAAAUGCAGAAUGGCAUGUGUUUGAUUGUGGAACGCCACGUUUCCUGGAUAAGCCGGACGAGCCAAUGUCAGUGUCUGUUACCCUCUCAUUACCCCGUCAACUUGGUCUUCAGAGUCAUUUUCCACCAAUAAGUUUCAAACAAUACUUUUAUGAGAGAACAUGCAACCACUAGAUGGCAGUAGCAAUUCGUGCUGAAGGUUUUCUGCACUACAUGACAGCCACAAUUUUAAUCUUAGAAUCAAUCUAGUGACUUUAACUCUGUUUAGCAUGAUGCCACUCAA